AUGCCUGACCACGAGGCGCCGGUCCCGAGCCGGGACUCAAAGUCCUCGAGCGACUUUAUCCAGUUCAACUGCCUGCCCGCCGGCGGUGCGCUCAACCGCUGGUCCGCCGGCAUCACGCGCGCGCACGACUUUCCUGGUGCGCAGGCCAUGCUGUAUGGCGCAGGGGUCCCCGACGAGCAUGCCAUGAAGAAUGCGCCCCAGGUCGGCAUCGCGACCGUCUGGUGGCAGGGCAACCCGUGCAACACACACUUACUCGAGUUUGGAAGCAUUGUGAAGCGUGCCGUAGAAAAACAAGGCAUGCUGGGCUGGCAGUUCAACACCAUUGGCGUGUCCGACGCCAUCACCAUGGGCGGCGACGGCAUGCGCUUCUCCCUGCAAUCGCGCGAAAUCAUUGCCGAUUCCAUAGAGUCCGUCACGUGCGCGCAGCACCACGAUGCCAACAUCUCCAUCCCCGGCUGCGACAAGAACAUGCCCGGCGUCGUCAUGGCCGCCGCCCGCCACAACCGGCCCUUCAUUAUGAUCUACGGCGGCACCAUCCGCAAGGGCCACUCGGCGCUCCUCGAAAAGGACGUCAACAUCUCCACCUGCUACGAGGCCGCCGGCGCCUACACCUACGGCCGCCUGCACGCCAAAACGGAUCCCGGCGCGCCCGGUCGCGAGAGCGGCGACGUGCUGACCGAUCUCGAGCACCAUUCCUGCCCUGGCGCCGGUGCCUGCGGCGGCAUGUACACGGCCAACACCAUGGCCACGGCGAUCGAGGCCAUGGGGCUCACCCUACCCGGCUCCUCGUCGUAUCCGGCGCUGUCCCCGGAGAAGUCGCGCGAGUGCGAGCGCGCCGCCGAGGUCAUCAAGACCACCAUGGCCAAGGACAUCCGCCCGCGCGACCUCCUCACCCGCGCCGCGUUCGAGAACGCCCUCGUGCUCACCAUGAUCCUCGGCGGCUCCACCAACGGCGUCCUGCACUUCCUCGCCAUGGCCAACACGGCCGGCGUGCCGCUGACCAUUGACGACGUGCAGCGCGCGAGCGACCGCACCCCGUACCUCGCCGACCUGGCCCCGAGCGGCAGGUACCUGAUGGAGGACCUGUACAAGGUCGGCGGCACGCCGUCCGUCAUCAAGAUGCUCAUCGCCCACAACCUCCUCGACGGCGGCAUCAUGACCGUCACCGGCCGCACCCUCGCCGAAAACGUCGCCGACUGGCCGUCGCUCGACCCCGGCCAGAAAAUCAUCCGCCCCCUUGACGACCCCAUCAAGCCCAGCGGCCACAUCCGCAUCCUGCGCGGCAACUUUGCGCCCGGCGGCGCCGUCGCCAAGAUCACCGGCAAGGAGGGCCUGCGCUUCACCGGCGCCGCCCGCGUCUACGACUGCGAGCGCGACCUCAACGCCGCGCUCAGCCGCGGCGAGAUCAAACAGCAAGACGGUAACCUCGUCAUCGUCGUGCGCUACGAGGGCCCCAAGGGCGGGCCCGGCAUGCCCGAGCAGCUGCGCGCGUCGGCCGCCAUCAUGGGCGCCGGCCUCACCAACGUCGCCCUCGUCACCGACGGCCGGUACAGCGGCGCGUCGCACGGCUUCAUCGUCGGCCACGUCGUUCCCGAAGCUGCCGUCGGGGGGCCGAUCGCGCUGGUCAGGGACGGCGAUGCCAUGACGAUUGAUGCCGAGACGAACCGCAUCGACGUGGCCAUUUCGAGCGAGGAAAUGGACGCGAGACGCGCGCAGUGGGUGCCGCCCGAGCCGAGGGUCAAGAGAGGGACGCUGGCCAAGUAUGCGCGUUUGGUGGGUGAUGCGAGUCAUGGUGCGGUAACCGAUGGGUGGUAA
Cordyceps militaris CM01 is the source of this 1815-nucleotide messenger RNA. Its product is annotated as dihydroxy-acid dehydratase. Lineage: Eukaryota; Fungi; Ascomycota; Sordariomycetes; Hypocreales; Cordycipitaceae. Bases 1 to 1815 code for a protein of 604 amino acids. The record is from RefSeq and is a predicted model, not a curated record. The transcript has 4 exons. Gene Ontology annotation, cellular component: mitochondrion. Gene Ontology annotation, molecular function: dihydroxy-acid dehydratase activity. Gene Ontology annotation, biological process: branched-chain amino acid biosynthetic process.